Molecule: messenger RNA, 426 nt
Organism: Vigna radiata var. radiata (mung bean)
Lineage: Eukaryota; Viridiplantae; Streptophyta; Magnoliopsida; Fabales; Fabaceae
Exons: 1
Coding region: 1-426 (141 amino acids)
Source: RefSeq, a predicted model, not a curated record
AUGGAGGCUUCUUCGUAUCUUUCAUCUUGCAGACCUACUCUUCCUAAGCGCCUUCGUCAGAGCAGAAGAAAGGGUCAUAACAUUAGAGUUGUGAGAGCAAGUUGUGGAAGAAAUGAAGAGGGUAAAAUGGUGGAUGAGAACAUGAUAGUGCUGAGAUUGCGCAUAAAGAAGAUGGAGAUGUUAGAGAUGAAUCGAGAGGCACCUGCGGAGUGGAUGGAUUGGGAGAAACAGUACUAUGAUCAGUACGAUGAAGAUGUUUGUAAUGCAAUAGGGUUGCUGCAGAGUUUUUUGAUGGAGACUAGACCAAGUUUUGCAUUAGGGAUGGUAACACUGAUAGCUUUCAGUCUUCCAAUUUCUUCUGCAACCCUUUUGUUUUCUGCAUUCCAAAUCGGAAAGACCAUGUUCUCUAGCUUUGGCUUAUGCUAA